UAUACGUUGGAUACAAUUCUGACAAGCGUCUCCGCGAAUCCGAAGUAAACGGAACUUUUCACCGGGGCCCCUUUCUGCCAUGUUACUACGUUAAUACCGCCAUUUCUGACGAACGAAGCGGUGCUGCUGAUGCGAUUUCCAAAAUGGGAGACGGACAUAUGUCAGAAAUACUCAAGAAACUUGCCCUGGGCCAUGCAUGCAAUAAUUUCAAAAAAGAGAAAAUAACACCUGACAUUGUUGGAAAACUGUCUGUAUUUGAGCUGGAAAUUUUAGGUAUACCAAAUUCUUCGGACAUGAUGAAACUUAGAACUGAAUGUGUAAAGUAUGGUCACUGUCCUCCUGCCAAAGUUACACUAAAUGGUGGGGCCCCAGCCUACGAUAUUCCGAAAUGUACACUCGAGUAUCUUUUAGAUAACGGUUUUCCAAUAUCUGACAUAUCCAAGAUACUUCAAGUUUCUGAAAGAACAGUUUACCGUAGGAUGUGCAUGUAUAAUUUGAGUAAAAUGUCAUUUAGUAACAUUUCGGAUGAACUGCUCGAUGAAAACUUACGAAAAAUAAGUAAAGAUUUCCCUUUUUGUGGUGAAGGUAUGGUAAAGCAAAUGCUGUUUCAGCAAGGUAUUAAAGUGCAAAGAUGGCGUCUCCGGGGUUCCUUGCAUCGCAUAGACUCGGAAGGAGUUUUGGAACGACGUAAAGGACGGCUCCACAGACGCGUGUACAAUGUUAUGGCACCUAAUCACUUGUGGCACAUAGACACUAAUCAUAAGCUUGUUCGGUGGCGGUUUGUAGUAGCAGGCGGUAUCGACGGUUUUAGUAGGAAGAUCAUGUUUUUGAAAUGCUAUGACAACAACAAAUCUGCAACUGUGUUUCAAAGUUUUUUUUCUGGUGUAUGCGAAUAUGGAACACCAAACAAAGUCCGCUCAGACAAAGGUCUAGAAAAUGUAGAUGUGGCAAACUACAUGCUGUCUAACAGAGGAUUAACUGGCAUGAUAACAGGGAAGAGUACCCACAAUCAGCGUAUUGAACGUUUGUGGCGCGAUGUAUACGAAGGUGUUCUAAGUUUUUUUUACAAUUUAUUCUACUAUAUGGAAGAUCAAGGGAUUUUGGACUGUUUGGACAGUACUCAUUUACAAGCCCUUCAUUAUAUAUAUAUGGAUGAAAUUAACAGAAGGCUAUGUGUAUGGACCAAUGCAUGGGAUGCUCACAGAAUGAGAACUGUGAAGACGUCCCCACAAGCGCUGUGGAUUGCUGGGCAAUUACAAAACACAGUUGGUGUUGACGUAGAUGAACAUGAAUUACAGGACUAUGGUGUAGAGGGUUCAAUUCCUGAUGUUCUGCUAGAAACUGCGCAGAAUGAAAGGCCCAUAUUUAGUCCUCUGUCCGAACUUAAUGACCGGUGCAUACAGAUAUUGACACAGGAAGUUGGUUCUCCUAGCUUUAAUGUGAAUUUUGGAAUUGGCGAUUAUAAAACCUCUUUGAGAGUGAUACGUUUAUACAACAGUCAAUGAUGUAACUCAAGUGAGAGGCUGUUUGGAAUCAGCUGUUUGUUUCAUAUUUAAGAAAAGGUAUGGUCUCAAAAAUAAAGAACUAAACAUGAGGCACAUGGGGCCUGCAUCGCUAACCUGGAUAUUUCAGUGAUAAGUGCAAAGCACUAUAUUAAGUUAUAUACACGUAUUACAAAUACUUUCCCUAUUUUGGGAUUUACCUCUCAUUACCAUGUAUUGCACUUUCUUUUAACUAGCUUUUAGCUUUCUGGUUCAAAAUAAGAUUGUAAGCAAAUUAAGUUGAAAAGCACUCAACAUAAGUCAUGAAUAACCAAUUGACUUAUUUUAUUGGGUCCCACACAUCUGCCUCUGGUGGAAUUGAGAUUAGAAUCUGUAUAUAUGCAAUAAAAAGAUUGUUUAACUUGUGUGCAUAAUAACAGUAGUAGUAGUAAUGUCGCAGAAAUACUAUUUUAUAAAAAGAAUCUGUAAUUUUUCUAAUCCGGAUGUAUAAAGGCAAGAUACUGUUACCUAUAUUCGUAUAUAAUUAUUCCCCGCUUUCACCGAAAUGGGGGAUAUUAAUUUCGGUCUGUCUGUCACGCUUCGUUUCCGUGCA
Messenger RNA from Mizuhopecten yessoensis (Yesso scallop), 2094 nucleotides. RefSeq lists its product as uncharacterized. NCBI's taxonomy places the organism in Eukaryota, Metazoa, Mollusca, Bivalvia, Pectinida, Pectinidae. Gene Ontology annotation, molecular function: nucleic acid binding. The coding region runs from base 144 to 1505 and encodes 453 amino acids. The record is from RefSeq and is a predicted model, not a curated record. Gene Ontology annotation, biological process: DNA integration. The transcript has 2 exons.